Molecule: messenger RNA, 714 nt
Organism: Thelazia callipaeda (thelaziosis nematode)
Lineage: Eukaryota; Metazoa; Nematoda; Chromadorea; Rhabditida; Thelaziidae
Source: the annotation of a GenBank genome assembly
AUGGGCAAUUUAUUCGGUAAGCGUCCCCGGCAGCUUUCAUUACCGCCUAUAUCUCAACAGGAUCAAGCUAUUUUGAGUGGAAAACUUUCAUUACAGAAACUGAAAAAUCAACGAGAUAAAAUGAAGCAGUAUAUGCGAAGGAAUGAAAAACAAAUGGAACGUGAUAAGGAGCUAGCAAAAAGACUAAUUAGAGCUAAUAAAAAAGAUGAAUUCUGUCAUGAUCUUGAAAGGUCAGCUGUUUUGUUUUACAGUCGUGCUUUAUUAGUUCUGAAAAAGAAGAAGUAUCAAGAAUCAGUGAUUGUACAGACGUUGCAUCAGUUGGACAAAGUUGAAAGAAUGGUGAAUGAUUUGGAAUUUGCCAUUAUUGAGCAGAAAGUGGUGGAACAACUGCGAAUUGGUAAUGAAGCUUUAAAACAAAUGAACCAGGUGCAGUUUAAAAUUUCUGUAAACAGUAUUAAUACAUUGGAAAUAUCUGAAAAGGAAAAAUUUGUGUUUCAGGAAAUAUCAAAUAUGCUUUCUGGCAAACUUGACAGAAAUAAUUUGGAAGAAGUUGAAAAUGAACUUUCGAAAUUGAUAGAGGAAAAUGUACUUGAUUUGCCGGAAGUUCCAUCAGAACCUGUAUUGUCGGAGACAUUUGAUGGAUUGAGUAAAUUUAAAGCUUUAAUACUUAAAAUUUUUCAAGAGCUAAAUAAGAGACAGCUUUCAUACUCUUAA